GGCCUUCGCAAUGAUUCGCAGUUGUGUCUUCUUCUUUCCAUGUGUCCCUCAACAUUAGGAUGUGCUCCAGAAGAUGCUGCUUCCAAUUUGUGGAUACCUGUAGGAUUAUUUUCUUCGGACUCUCUUGUUUACUGAGCGUGGUCUCCUCAGAAUCUGCCAAUUUUGAACGUUGUGGUAUCGGACCAGUCUUAACUAGUCGAAUAGUUGGUGGCAAUGAAACAGAACCAAAUAAAUGGCCUUGGCAGGCAUCGUUAAUGCUGACCCAUCCGCAGUAUGGUAAAGUGGGACACUGGUGUGGAGCUGUCAUUAUUCAUAAACAGUGGGUCAUGACUGCAGCGCAUUGCAUUUUAAACCCACUGUUCUCCCUACCUCAGCCCGUAUUCUGGAAGGUGCGAGUCGGGGAACACAAUCUCAAGCUGACGGAAGGGCCUGAAAAGACGAUACAAGUAUCUGAAGUCCAUUUCCAUCCUUGGUACCAUGCCUACGACAAAGACAUAGCACUACUCAAGCUCGAGAAAGAACUAGAAUUCAACGACUACGUGAGAGCCAUUUGCCUGCCUGAUGAGGAUGCAGGAUACUUGGGAAUGAGGUGUGUGGCAACAGGCUGGGGAAAAAUCGAUUUUGAUAAGAGGGGAUCCAACGUCCUGCGAGAAGUUGAAAUCCAAGUCCUUGACAACAUGGUUUGCCAUAAUGCCUAUUAUCCAACCUACAAAAUACCAAUCAAAGGCUGGCAUCUUUGCGCGGGUGUUUUGGAAGGGGGUAAAGGAACUUGUCAGGGCGAUUCCGGAGGUCCUCUGCAGUGCCUGGUGAAUGGACAAUAUUAUGUUGCUGGAAUCACGUCUUUCGGAUCCGGUUGUGCAAAAGAAGGAUUUCCGGAUAUAUACACGAAUACUGCUUAUUUUGCUGACUGGGUGAAAGAAAUCAUGAGCCGACCUUCAGCUAAGAAAUAAUAUCUUCGAUUCUUUUUCUCGGACUUGCGCAUAUAAAACAGACAAUGUAUUAUAAAGCAACGUCCUUCACGGCUACAUAUCGCUCAUGCAAGUGAAAGGCACCGGAAAUGAUAAAAUGUGUGUGUUUCUAUUUCAAAGCCUUAAUGUAUAAUUGCAGCCAUGUUUGUUUGAAAGAAUCUUUAUGAGAUCUCAUUAUGAAUGAAAUAAUAACGUUUCUUGUAUUCAUGAGGAUUUGAAAUCUACUUUUGAUUCUUAUAAAAUCCUAGCACAGUUUAUUAGUUUGCUUUUAAAUAAAAAAUUAAUAAAUAAUUUAAUUUUUAAAUGAUUUUUCAAUGUUAAAUUUGAUGUUAUUUAUAAUAUAAUUAAAACUUUCUGUGAAAGUUUGUUUUGAAAUUCGCUGUCCUGUAUGUAAAACCACAAUAUGAUUAUUAUUCUACCAAACCGUCCUAUAUGUAAAACCACAAUAUGAUUAUUAUUCUACCGAAAACAAAUUCUUCAUAUUUUUUUAACUUGACGCACUUUCUUGUGUGAUAAGUGAUUUUUUGAGUAAUUUUAAGGAAUGCCUGGAAAUUUACUUUUGAUUCUUGCAAAGUCCUAGCGUAGCUUUAUUAUUAGUUUAUAUUUUGAAUAGGAAAUUAACAAUAAUAUAAUAUCAAAAUGAUUUUCAGAUUAAAAGUUAAAAUUAAUUUCGGAUUAAUUAAACAUUUUUAUUAAGAUUUAUUUUUCAAUAUAAAGUUUCUUUAUUAAUAAUUCUUUAUUAAUUCUUUAUAUAAUACCGUUAUUAUUCUUCAAAAUCUAUUUUCUACGUAUUUUAUUUUUAAUUUAUUUUAUGUGUAUGAGAGAUUUCAGUAACUGUUGUUUUGAACUUUAUCAGUUCUUUUAUAUAAUUUUUAACGCAGAAUGAAAUUAAAGCUCCAAAUUUUAUUUUUGUUCAGAAUUAAAUUUUAAUUAGGCGCAAAUAAGUUAUAAAACCCGACCAGUAAAAUACAAUAUACAACGAUGGCUGCUGAUUUUUAAAGAUCCUUUUUAAAUUUAUGAUCAUUUUUUAGAAAUUAAAUAUUCUAAAUUAGAUACAUUCUCCAGCACACGACGAUAAAACUUAUUAAAAAUAAAUAAAAAUUAUAUUAUUUAGAUUUCUUGCUUGAGAAACAUUUAUUUUGCAAUUAAUUUUACAGUUUUCAAACUUUUAAAGUGAAGGAAAAUCUAAAUAUAAAAAAAGAAUGUUUAAUAAUUACCUCUUAAUUUCUCUUAUGAAUAGUAAGUAAUAAAUUUAACAUUAAAUAUAUAGUUUUAAGUAUGUUAAAUGCUAGAAUUUUAGUCAAAAGUUACUUCUAUAUGUUACAGUCAAAAUAAUUUAAUUACUUCUUUACUAAUACGUAACAUAUUCAAGUUUUAACAUAAAAAAAUCAUUUCAAGUGCCUUAAUAUAUUAGAAUCUCAGUCAAAAGGUACUUAAGAACAUUAGCGUCACAAUAAUUUAGUUACAUCUUCAAUGAUUAGUAAUAUAUUUAAGUUCUAAUACAAAUAAAAUGAUAACAUUGAAAGAAUUAAUAUUAGAACCUGAAGUAUAAGAUACUUAAAUGCAUUAGAAUCACAAAUUAUUACCUUUUCAAUAAUGAGUAACAUAUGUAAGCAGAAGUAAAAAGAUAUUUGAAGUUGAAAGUGCCUUAAAAUGUUAGAAUUCUUAAUCCAAAGAUGUUUUAGGAUUACGAUAAUUUAAUUAUCUCCUUAAUGAUAAGUGAUAUGUUUAGUUUUGGCUUGGCUAAAAAGGUAAAUUUGAAAGUAUCUAAAAUAUCGCGAACUUGGUCAGAAGAUACUUUAGUACAUUAAGAUUACAAUGAUUUAUUUAAGUUUUCAGUAAUAAGUAAUGAACAGAAAGAUAAAAUUUAAAGUUCUAAAAAAAGAAGUUUUUUUAAUGCUCUAAAAUCAUAAUUUUCCAGCAAAAGAAAUCAUUCAAUUUCUUUUAACAUAAUGAACAUAAAAUAUUAGUAAUAUUAGUAAGAUGACAAUAACUGCACAAACAAUAAACUGGUUAUAAAUUACUGUAAAUCUGCGAAUAAUUUUAAUUUAAUGGUUUCUAUUUAUUAAAACUAUUUCGUAAAAUUACAUUUACUCAUAAUUUUUUUUCCAAAUUAAGUUAUUUCAAGCAACUCAGUGGCGUAAAAUGCUCUGUAUAGCGUUUGGUGUUUCCUUAACAUCUCAUCUACUUCUAAAUUUUAUUCGAAUCAAGAGUAUUUUUUUUUAAAUCUCGUGUUUCUUAAAUUAAGUAGUACUGAAUUUAAAACCACUUCUGAGAGACAUUCAUGAGUGAAAUUAAUCUGGUACCCACAUUUAAAUGUAACAUAAAAAUUUCCUGAACUAUUUGUGUCUUACAGAGUCAGUGACAUGUACUUUUUUGUCUUCCUUGAGUUUUAGGAAUAUAAAAAGAGAAAUUUAGAAAUGCUCAAAAAUUCUGUUAUUCUUCAAUUUUAUGUCUCAGUUUUCUUACAUAUUUAAUCUUUUAUUGUAUUGUUUGUUAUUGUUGUAAUAGGAAUAAAGCAAUUGCAAAUAUU
Stegodyphus dumicola is the source of this 3501-nucleotide messenger RNA. RefSeq names its product trypsin-2-like. Gene Ontology annotation, molecular function: serine-type endopeptidase activity. Lineage: Eukaryota; Metazoa; Arthropoda; Arachnida; Araneae; Eresidae. The record is from RefSeq and is a predicted model, not a curated record. Gene Ontology annotation, biological process: proteolysis.